AUGGAGCACGGGCGGCCAGGAGCACGGCCGCCCCCACACCCGGCCAGAAGCACGCCCGCCGCCACACCCGGCCAGGUGCACGCCCCCCGCCACACCCGGCCAGGAGCACGGCCGCCCCCACACCCGGCCAGGUGCACGCCCCCUGCCACACCCGGCCAGGUGCACGCCCCCCCCGCCACACCCGGCCAGGAGCACGCCCCUCGCCACACCCGGCCAGGAGCACGCCCCCCGCCACACCCGGCCAGGUGCACGCCCCCCCGCCACACCCGGCCAGGUGCACGGCCGCCCCCGCCACACCCGGCCAGGUGCACGCCCCUCGCCACACCCGGCCAGGAGCACGCCUCCCCCCCCGCCACACCCGGCCAGGUGCACGCCCCCCGCCACACCCGGCCAGGAGCACGGCCGCCCCCACACCCGGCCAGGAGCACGACCCCCCCCACACCCGGCCAGGUGCACGCCCCCCGCCACACCCCGCCACACCGGCCAGGAGCACGCCCCCCGCCACACCCGGCCAGGAGCACGCCCCUCGCCACACCCGGCCAGGUGCACGCCCCCCGCCACACCCGGCCAGGUGCACGCCCCCCGCCACACCCGGCCAGGUGCACGCCCCCCGCCACACCCGGCCAGGAGCCGGGUGUGGCGGGGGGCGUGCAUGUGUUCUACUAA
Molecule: messenger RNA, 666 nt
Organism: Procambarus clarkii (red swamp crayfish)
Lineage: Eukaryota; Metazoa; Arthropoda; Malacostraca; Decapoda; Cambaridae
Source: RefSeq, a predicted model, not a curated record